AUGGAAUAUUACCAAGAUAACUUUCUAGCCGAUUUCGAGCUUGAAGCCGCUCAAGGAGAUUUUUACGAGCGUGAGAGGUGUAAUCUAUUUCAAGGCAGCUCUGAAGCUUCAUUUUCACUUAAUUUACAAGUAGAACCAUUAUGCAUACCUUUAGGUGAUCUUCAAGAUAUUUCUCUUGUUGAGCCGAGCUUGGCUGCUUCAGAAGAAGCGAGCACAGCAAUAUCUGAAUGCUCUUCAGAUGAACACUCAGAUUUACUCAAAAAUGCCCCAACUUAUCAAUUCGUUGCUAAUCCGUCCUCUAACUGCAAAAUUGGAGGUAUCAGCUAUGAAGAGCGGCAGAAAAAACUCCAAAAAUACAGAGAGAAAAAGGCUAGGAGGAAUUGGCGCAAAAAGAUUAGCUAUGAUUGCAGAAAAAGGGUAGCAGACAAGCGAAUUAGAGUGAAAGGAAGAUUUGUUACAAAAGAGCAAGCAAUGUCUUUAUUAGAAAUACAAAGCUUACUUAAUUUAGAAGUUGAGAAACAAGAGUUCACUGAUAAGCAUUAGAUUUAAGAUCAAAGAUUAAAGAUUAAAGAUUAGCGGUUUAUUGUUUAGCAUCACACCCUUUUCCUUAGCGUGGGUGAAUUCUAAGGUUUAUCAGCAUAGCAAAGGAAUAGCUUUCGACCUGGCUUUGAUGAUAUUUCCGAAAUUUGAGUUACAGCUUAGAAACUAGAAGGCUUCUUCAGUGAUUGAAAUUCAGGCUCAAAAUAAACUCCCUAGAUGGUAUCAUCACAAAUCUACCUUGAUUGUUAGUGCUUGUGACCCCUGGGUACAUACUUCGGGAAAAAAACUAAAUUUUCAUUGUUGGAUGAGAAAGGCAAAACCCAACUGAAGCGCAGGUCUAGAGAGGAUAGUAGUGACGCCACCAUUUCAUUAGUAUAUUUUGCUGAUAAGCAAGCUGGAAUAAAUAAUUAA
Blepharisma stoltei is the source of this 951-nucleotide messenger RNA. The record is from the annotation of a GenBank genome assembly. Lineage: Eukaryota; Ciliophora; Heterotrichea; Heterotrichida; Blepharismidae.